Arabidopsis thaliana (thale cress) is the source of this 2117-nucleotide messenger RNA. RefSeq names its product Leucine-rich repeat protein kinase family protein. Gene Ontology annotation, molecular function: protein kinase activity; ATP binding. Bases 194 to 1939 code for a protein of 581 amino acids. The transcript has 6 exons. Gene Ontology annotation, cellular component: endomembrane system. The record is from RefSeq and is marked reviewed. NCBI's taxonomy places the organism in Eukaryota, Viridiplantae, Streptophyta, Magnoliopsida, Brassicales, Brassicaceae.
UUUAAAUUAAAAUUGUAUUUACAUUUUUUCCAACUUGUAAAUGUUUGUUUCUAUGGUUAAACAUUUGUAUAUAUCAAAAACAAUGACAAAUAACAAAUCAAAAAUGAAGAAGGUGGGAUAUAAAAAGGAGCAGCCAUUGAUUUGUCUUCUUUUCUGGACGACGACUUGAACUGCUCCAACAAAACAGAAAAGGAUGAGUUCCGAUCAACGGUGGAGAUUGCUCCGACCAGCAUUCUUCAUCUUCUUCUUCCUCUUCUUUCUUCCUCACAAUCUCACCUUUGGUCUCUGUUUCAACACCGAAGGUACUUACUUUUGUUUCAUCUUUCUUUCUGAGUCUAUUCGACUAUUGAUUGAUGGAUUAACUCUUGUGUGUUUUGCAGCAUUGGCCUUGAUGAAAUUCAAAGAGAGAAUAGAGAUAGACCCAUUUGGAGCUCUGGUUAAUUGGGGAGAGCUUUCUCAUUGUUCUUGGUCUGGUGUUGUCUGUUCACAUGAUGGAAGAGUUGUCAUCUUAAAUCUAAGAGAUCUCUCCCUACAAGGAACACUUGCACCUGAACUAGGAAACCUAACUCAUUUGAAAUCUCUUAUUCUCAGAAACAAUUCAUUUUCCGGGAAAGUACCUGAAGAGGUAACAGAAUUGCAGGAGCUUGAGAUCUUGGAUUUGUGUGACAACAACUUUGGCCAACCAUUUCCCUUCGCUCGCAGGCUGCUUCAGAUAUCUCCCCCUCCUUCUCAACCUUCUCCUCCAUCGCCUAUGGAGGAAGUCCCCAUUGAUUUUCCUUUCUUCUUUGCCCCUCCUCCGCAGAAUAUAGGUGCAAGCCCUCCUACUGAAACCCAAGUUAUCCCAAACCCGUCUCCAGUUCCCCCUCCACCAGCUCAGCCUCCACCAGCUCAGACUCCACCACCUCAGCUUUCUGAAGUGCCUCAUGCUGUCAACAAAAAGAAAUCUCAUAAGAGUAAGAUGUACAUAAUAGUCGGAGUGCUAGUAGGUGUAUUAGGCGUCAUGGCCGCAUUGGUGGCCUUCUUUUUUCUCUGGAACCAAAAGGUAAAAUUGAUAAAGCCAUGGGGGGAAACUGGGAGCAGUGGCCAGCUUCAAGAUGUUGUUACUACAGGUGUUCCCAAGCUGAAGCUAGCAGAACUAGAAACUGCCUGUGAAGAUUUCAGUAACAUCAUAGGCUCCACAUCCUCAGACGCCACCAUUUACAAAGGAACUCUCUCCACCGGCUCUGAAAUUGCCGUUCUAGCAGUUGCAUCUGGAUCCCUCCAAGACUGGUCAGAGGAUCACGAAACACAGUUCCAAGAAAAGAUACAGAGGUUAUCUCAAGUGAACCACAAGAACUUCCUCAAUGUAAUCGGAUAUUGCCAUGAAGACGAACCAUUCAACCGAAUGCUAGUUUUCGAAUACGCUCCUAAUGGAUCCCUCUUCGAGCAUCUGCACGACCAAGACGCAGAGCAUUUGGACUGGCCAAUGAGACUGAGAAUCGUAAUGGGAAUAGCUUACUGUAUGGAACAUAUGCACAAUCUAAACCCUAAACCCAUCUCUCACACCAACCUCAACUCUUCUUCAGUCUACUUGGCAACAGAUUACGCAGCCAAAGUCUCAGACUUUACGUUCCUCAGCUCCACACCACUUGACCCCAUGACCAACGUAUCCAGCUUUGGCGCCCUUCUACAAGAGAUCAUCACCGGAAAGAUCCCGGAUCCAGAUUCUCUGCUCCAGGAAGAAACCAAACCCGUUGCAGACCCGACUCUGAAAAGCUUUCAAGAGGAGGUCAUGGAGAGAGUGUGGGAAGUGGUUAAAGAGUGUUUGAGUCAGAAGGUGGAAAUGAAGGAAGUGGUGGUUAAGCUGAGAGAGAUCACCGGAAUAACGCCGGAAGCAGCGUUGCCUAGUCGGUCUCCGGCGUGGUGGGCGGAGCUGGAGAUUAUAUCCACCGAAAUGUAGAUAUAUCAAUUGCACAGUAAACUAAUGUACCAUCAUCAUCUCUGUACUCUCUGCAAAUUUAAAGUCUGAAGAUGAUUUCUUUCUUUCUUUUUUUGGGUUUUAUUUUGGGUCAAUAUAAGAUAAAAUGUGUGAGUUUGAAAACAUUAAAGAGAAAUCUUGUUCUUAUUGUCAAACGACA